This is a messenger RNA of Cladocopium goreaui, 267 nucleotides long. The record is from the annotation of a GenBank genome assembly. NCBI's taxonomy places the organism in Eukaryota, Dinophyceae, Suessiales, Symbiodiniaceae.
AUGUCGUUCUGGAGGCUGCUUCAGGAUCCUUGCUUCACGCAUUGCGAGUCGAAGACGGGAGCUUUUUGGCCGUUCGUGGACGGCGAGUGCAAACCUUUCAGGUUGCGUCUGAAGUUGCAGUACGAGAAGAUACGAGAAGGGAGCAUCAUGGAACGCCCUGGUGACACUUGCCUUUGCCAGGUUGCCCGCAGACUUCCGGCAGCAUCACUUGUGCGUUAUCCAGCUCCCUUUAGCCUCCAAACUGAGGACUCCAUCGACUGUGCAUGA